UUCGCCGGCGACGCGUUGGCGGCAAGUUAUUCUAGUGUUCAGUCUGAUUCGUUCGUUACAAGAGUCCGCUUGUUCAGAAAACAUCUUCUAUAAUCUAUGAUGGCUCGGUGUGUUGCUUUUACCCUCGCCGCUCUACUGGCUCUGGUCGAAUUCGGAUCAUGCCUGCAGUGCUUCCAGUGUAACUCACAAUCCGAUCCCGCCUGCAAAGACCCCUUCGAUGGAAAGACUGUUGUGGACUGUUCAACACAAGAUUCCAUUAACUACAACCGAGCCUACUUGAGCACGAUUCUCCCCCGGGAACUCAUUGAAGGAGUCACUGGCGCUCCCCGGUACUGCCACAAGAUUGUCUUGGAAAAUGGCUCAGUCGUGCGUACGUGCCUAGACGCCAACCCCACAGCCUUGAAGCAUACCUGCCAGCUCCUAGAAAACGCCGCCAAAGCCGUCCCCAGCGACCCCAGCAAGCAAAUCAAGCACUGCAGCGUUUGCGACAAGGACCGCUGCAACGGAGCUGGAUCCAUCGCUGCAUCCGCUCCAUUGGCCAUCCUAGCUCUUAUUGCAACUUAUCUUUACACCAAGCAUUAAUAGCAUAACAAAUCAGCAAGCAACCAUGUGCGCUUAAGCUUGAAGUUGACAUUACGUUACAAAAUCACGAAAAUCACGAGCACUCGCUUAAAAAAGUGCCAAAAUUGAAUUUUAAACGUCCAAUUCAAAAAAUGCAUCGCCUUUGAAUUUCAUGGACCGUCCAAUGUCGUUUUUGCUUGUUGAAAUUUUUGUAAUCUAUAAGUAAUAGAUAUAACAUUAAUUAAUUAAUUAUUUAAGGAGUUAUUUCCAAUUGAGUUUUCCAACAAAUUUUAUGGUUAAAUUAAUAUGUAUGAUUUCGUUAUUUGUACUUAGGAACCUGAAGAUGUUACCAUAUUUAUUAUUCCAUAUUUUUUGUAAUAUACGUGUUGUAAUAUAUUGUUGAA
This is a messenger RNA of Colias croceus (clouded yellow), 965 nucleotides long. RefSeq lists its product as uncharacterized. Bases 97 to 582 code for a protein of 161 amino acids. The record is from RefSeq and is a predicted model, not a curated record. The transcript has 4 exons. NCBI's taxonomy places the organism in Eukaryota, Metazoa, Arthropoda, Insecta, Lepidoptera, Pieridae. Gene Ontology annotation, biological process: sleep; positive regulation of voltage-gated potassium channel activity; regulation of synaptic transmission, cholinergic.